UCAGAAGGAGACCGGGAGCCUGUCAUUGGAAAACGGCGCACCAUCCGUGUGUGAUCCCCUCAGCGAUGGAGGGCCGGACGGCGCGCUCGUGGAUUUUUGCCUGACAGGCACCAGAAGCUCCAGCGCCGAUUUUUUUCUGUCAUCUGGAUUAGCGUCGCAACAAGAAGAGAAGAAAGAAAGAAAAGAAAAAACAUGCCGUUCGCCAAACGGAUCGUGGAGCCGCAGCUACUGUGCAGGCACCCCAUCCCCAACGACGAGGGCUUGCUUUUCGAGGACCUGCGCUCCGUCAGUAACGUGGUGCUGUCGCGCACCCUGCGCCAGCUCUCCGACCUGGCCAGGCACGCGUGCUCCGUCUUCCACGAGCUGGAGGGCGAGAUCGCGUCCACCAACCAGCGGCUACGCGCGCUGCAGAGCAAAAUAGGGCAAAUCCAGCAGACGGCCAGCGCGCUCGACCCCAAACUGGAAGCCGUGCCGGUGUCUAAUCUGGACAUUGAAAGUAAGUUGACGUCACACUACCAGGCCCCAUGGCACCAGCAGCACAACGUGUUCCACUCCAGCACACGGCCGCCAUGUCUGGAAGAGCUGCAUCACCAUGCCCAGCUCAACCUGCGGGCACUGCACAGAGAUCAGCAGCAGCGUCAGCGUUCAACCAGCAGGGAGCGGAAUCGGGUCACCAUAUCCAUCUCUGUGGCACCACCCAUGCCCACAUUCCCCUCCCCUCACUCCCUCAGGAGGCGGGACCAGAGGAGCCGACACGCCCGUGUGCAGGACCGAGCUGAAUAUCAGACAAUGCAAAGAAAGGAGAGGAACACCAGAGAGUCAGACAUGCAGACUCUCCCUAAGAAAGUUGUCCAGCAGCAGGAGAGACCUGUGAGAGAGGUGGAAUUUCAGCCAGCACAGAGAAAGGCUGGGACCAAUACAAAUGCAGACGGGGACUUGGUGGCAUUGAGCCACAGGCCAAAGUGUCCGGUUCCUAAUGUGCCCACCACACUGGACAAACAGACCAACUGGUCGAAAGCUCUGCCACUCCCCACUCCAGAGGAAAGAAUGAAGAAUGAAUCUCAAGUCAUCUCCUCUUGCAUUAUCCCUAUCAACGUAACUGGUGUGGGAUUUGACCGGGAGGCAAGUGCCCGCUGCUCACUUGUUCACUCACAGUCAGUGUUGCAGCGGCGAAGGAAACUGAGGAGGCGGAAAACAAUCACAGGCAUUCCAAGACGAGUACAACAAGACAUGGACUCAGAUGAAUCUCCUGUGGCCAGAGAGAGGACUGUAGUGGUCCACGCCAAUCCACACAUGCCCCUGUGCCAGGAGGAGCUCUCACUCAGUGGUCGGACUCUAAACACCAAAGACUCUGGCUGCCAGACAGAUGACUUCUUGAUUGCUGCCCCAUCCCGGAGGCGCAUCCGUGCCCAGAGGGGCCAGGGAAUUCCAGCCUCCCUCUCCCAUUCCACUGGAAAUAUCACUUCCUUACCAGAUCGCUCCGAUACUAUGUACACUGCUGCAUCAGGCACCCGCCUGCGUUCCAGAAGUUUACCCCGAGAAGGAGGCCGACUUCGGGAUGAAGAUCACGAUGACAGUGACGAUGAUGAUGACGACGAUGAUGAUGAAGGUGAUGAAGAACUCUCUCCUUAUGAGGCUGAGGAUUUUCUGCCAGGUCCAGGGCAGAGGAUUCUAAAGGACGAGGAAGAGAGCACAGAUGACCAAGCCAUGCCAGAGCUAAAGAGGAUGCAGCACACUGGUAGUCCUGAAAAUUCCUGGAUUGAGAGGGGCAGGUCCAGGCUCCCACGCAAAGCUGACAUGGGAAGCUGUGAGAUCUCUUCCAGUUCAGAUACUUUCAGUAGCCCUAUUCACUCUGUCUCUAACACAGGUGUGCUUGGGAGCCAGAUUGACCACAAGGAGGAUCAUCAGUCUUCAAGUGGCAACUGGAGUGGAAGCAGCUCCACAUGCCCUUCUCAGACCUCAGAGACAAUACCACCAGCUGCCUCACCUCCCCUGACUGGCUCCUCGCACUGUGAUUCAGAACUAUCCCUCAACACGGGGUCUCAUAUCAUUGACGAUACUACUGGCUUCAUCAUUGACCCCUACCACAUGGACCAGCCACAAGGCCAGGGCCACAGGUCUAGUUCCUUCACCUCCUCAGCCACAGAUCAGAUGGAUGAUGCAGGCGUUAGUACUGCAAGCGAUGGGGAGUGGAACUGCAACCAGGACCAGCAGGAUCAGCCUUGCCCCCAGGACUUCAGCCCAAAGCACUCAAGGGAAGAUGAGAGUGGCGUAAGCUGCCCUAGUUACUCCAGUGGUGAAACUUAUGAGAGCUUCAGUGGCCAACCACCAACUGAGAAACUGGAGAGCUCUUCACAUUACACCGUUGAAACUGAGGGCUUCUACACCUCCAUGCACUUUGACUGUGGGCUUAAAGGUAGCAGAAGCUAUUACAACUAUGCAGCCAUUGACCCUGACUGUGGCCCAAGUGGUAACAUUGCACCUGGAAUGGGUGAAUACCCUCAACCAGACUACAGAGUAAUGAGUACACUUGGAAGACAGUGUCUCUCCUUAAGAAAACCAAAGGCCAAGCCUCCCCCACCAAAACGUAGCUCUUCUUUAAAGGAAGCAAACAGCAGUGUGGACGUUCCAGAGCAGAACGAACCAAAGAUUACUAGUGAGCUGCCCCUGCCUUUGUCUUCCAGGGAGAUGAGGCUGCAGCUGGACUUGGCCGGUUCUGCCGGGCAGCUUGAUACUGCAGGUCUCUGUGAUGAGCCCCUUGGUGCCUGGGGUGUAGAGAAUGUCCGAGAAAUGCUGGACUGCUCUUCUCCAUUCAGUUCCUCUGACACACAUUCCUUCAAGGAUGAGGGUGCCAUACAGUCCGACUAUGCAGACCUUUGGCUCCUCAGUGACUUGAAAUCCAACGAUCCUUAUAGAUCACUGUCCAACUCCAGCACUGCUACGGGUACAACUGUAAUUGAAUGCGUCAAGUCACCAGAGAGUGCAGAAACUCCAGCUUGUCGCCCCAGAUCCAGACCCACUUCUCCAACACUUCCACCACCAGAGGGUGACUUUAAGCUUGGUUCUCCUGAAAAGCUUGCAGGGUUGGCAUCCCCUUCCAGUGGAUAUUCCAGUCAGUCAGAGACGCCUACAUCUUCCUUUCCUACUGCAUUCUUUCCAGGUCCACUGUCCCCAAACACUGGCAAGAGGAAACCCAAAGUACCAGAGAGAAAGUCUUCACUUGCUUCUCUUCAGCAGCAGCCCCUUGCCCUUAGAGACCCAGGGUCUUCCUCCAGGAGGGAUACUGACUCCCAGGCCAUACCUCCUAGUCACCUUGACCUAAGUGCUCUUCACUGCAAGCCCUUUGCCCACAGGAACCAGAUGCACAUCCUUCAUCAGAACAAGCAGAAAGCGGCCGCAGCAGCUGCUGCAGCAGCAGAGGCUCGUGCUGCUGCCGCAGCUGCUGCUGCAGCAAGUACAGAAGCAUCUAGCUCAACCCACCUGGCCAUCACUCCAACUGUUCUGAGGUCAGUCCAACUGCGAUCCAUUGGUAAACCAGCUGAGGGGAACCUGGGGCAGGAGCAGUCUACUGAUCCAUCAACUCGGCCUAAGUGUCCCACAGUAACUAUAGAGACUUCAGUUUCUGACAAUAGGCAUAAUAGGAAACCACCAGCCUACAAACCACCUGCUGUACAGCACUGUGAGUCCCAGCUUUCUCUUAACGAGGUCAUCGUUACACCACAUGAGGGGGUGAAAGUCAGACAGGAAAGGUUUGGCCCAGGAACUUAUUGGGCAAUGACAGCUUUCAGAACAUCUGUGGAACCAACCAGUGAACACGAUGAGCUGUCAGCUCAAAUAUCCCAGAGCCUUGAGAUCCACAGUGCUCAGCAGGAACCAGAGUGCAGCCGGUAUCCGGAUGAGGAAGCAGAAUUAGCAGUGGAAAGUGCCAAAUCUGAACGCAGUGAAGCACCCCAGCCAGUUCCUCCAGCAGAACCCUCCUUGUGUUUAAACAGCACAAUGUCCCCUCCUGCUUACAGUGAAAUACACAGGAGUGACUUUGUACUGUGCAACAGCCCUGACAAAGUGCCUGCUAGAAAUUCAGAAGCAUCAUCGCACACUUACACAAUCAGCGAUGCCAGAAGCAAAGAGGAGUAUGAGACAUCAGGUGUCACUACCAGAAGUGCCUCACAAGAUGGACGCGAGGAUGGAUCAACUCCAGAUACAGAGGACUACUUCAGCAAAGACUCAACUCCCAGUGACAAUUCAAUUUCUCCUCUGACUGAUGAUUCAAAGCCUGAUGAUGAUAGCAUAUUCCCUUCUCCUAACAAACUACGCACAACUGAGGACCUGUUUGCCAUGAUCCAUAGAUCAAAGAGAAAGGUUCUUGGACGGAAAGACUCAGGGGAGCUCAGUGGAAAAAGUCGUCUUGGUGUUGCUCCUGUGACUGCCCCUGUAAGUAAUCCUGUCACAUGCCCCACCACUCCAGCUGCUGCUCCAACUCCCCCUGCUGGUUCCCAACGAGCCCCAGGACCUAUUUAUAGGAGUGCCAAAAAAUCCAGCACCUCAAACGAGGAGUUCAAGCUACUGCUGCUGAAGAAGGGCAGUCGCACCGACUCCAGCUAUCGCAUGUCUGCCACUGAAAUCCUCAAAAGUCCCAUCACGCCCAAGUCCCCAGGGGAACUGUUACUGGAGGCUUCCAGGCAGCCAGAGGAACCCCCUUCACCGCUGCAGGAGUCUCCUUCCAGUGCAGAGCACCUUCCCAGCCCUUUCCCCAAGGCUAACACUGAGGGGUUCUCCACAAAAACCCUCACCAUGUCUGCUGCCUCCAGACAAGGUCGUUCCAGGAUCCCACCUGCAGCCAACAGCAGCAGGUACAGCACUCGCAGCCGGCUGUACACUGCCCCGAUGCAGGCCAUCUCUGAAGGAGAGACUGAAAACUCGGAUGGAAGCCCACAUGAUGACCGCUCCUCCUAGUGGUGUGUUUUUGUUUUUCUUACCACAACACAGAACAAAACAACAAAUCCCUCAUAAUUUGAAAAACAAAUAAUAAUAAAAUGAUGAAAAAAACAUAUCUUGACUGAAAUAUGUGAUAUACAGACAUUUAUAUCAUUUUAUCCCAACAAAUCUUAAGAUCUUCAGAAGAAAAAGAUCCCUUGCUCACCUUGAACUUUUUGUAUUCCAUUAAUUGAGUAAACCUAUGUUGUGGCCAGUGAUGAACUUGAAUUUUUAUCACGAGCUAAGGGAACUUCUAGUGGUCAUUUUAUUGUAUGGAUGCUUGACAUUUUGACAUCAUUCCUGGAGAAACUAACCAAUAGGCAGUCCUUCUUUGUUCAUUCACAAAAUGUGAAGGGUAUACAUUUCAGCAACAUGUUUACCAAUGUAGAAAACACUCUAUUUUCAGAUUUUCAUUACAAAUUGAUUGAAUGAGUUUUAGUGUAUUAUCUUGGGUGAACGGUGAAAGGGAAAUAUCUUGUAUAGUAUUAGACACGAAACCUGCCAAAGUCCCAAUCAGGAACUGUUUAAAGGCCACAACCAUUUGAAAAAAGCAGCUAGUGUUUACAAAGAGAGAUUACAGCAAAGAUAUACAUUACAAGUAGAUGUGGUUUGUAGCGACUUAUGGUGUUACCAGUUGUAAUGAUUCCUAAUUGGGAUUUUGGUUAGGCUUACAUAGGACAAUCGCACUGUGGCCUUUCCUAACAGGAGGUCUGUGAAUGCAGAACAAUUCUCCAGUCUCAUAGGCAGUUUUUUAAUGGCUGAGAUCUCUAAAUGCAUAAAUGGUUUGCAAAACCUGCAAAUAUUUUGCACUUGUUUUGAAGAUGGUAAAACCAAUUCCUUUAAAAGAUCUGUAUGAAAUGAAGUGCUGUAAUGUAUAUUUAUGAUCGAAUUGAGGCCACAUGUAAUCCAUUUCAAAAUAAGAGUAGUUCUCAGAUAGUAUUACCCAUGAUAUGUAACAAUAGAUUUCAUAUUUUUCCAUUACAGGUUGCCAUUUAGUCCAUUGUUCCAACAGGGAAAAAAAAAUCAUUUUACAUUUUAUAUUUUAAAUGCACUUAAAUGGGGGUACUUAUAGUAUGUUCGUUGUUUUCAGGUAUAUCACAUGUAACAACUUUAACAUGCAGAGGCCAAUGUGUGAGAAAUGAUGAGUUCAGAGGAAAUAUUCAGUGAAAUUCUUCACCUGUAUUCUAUGAAUACCCUUACAAUUGUGCAAACUGUUCAGUUUGAGUGGGAGAGGUUCACUUUUGCAGUGAAUGUUUUUUUCUAUUCAAGAACAGAAGUCCUCUUUGAGGUCAGAACUCAAAGAAAUUAGCAAGAUCCGUCAAGCUUACACUGUGCCGAAGAGAGGGAGGGGGAUAAGCUGUGAACUGAAUCCGUAUUUUCAUUUCAGAUCAUCCUUUUUCUGCUGCGCACUGACGUUUUUUUUUGUUUCUCUUUUUUCGUCUUCUGUACAGCAUGCAAUAAGACACUAGAAUUCAUAGGGAGAGAAAAAAAACAUCUUCAGAUCACUUGAAUUUGUUGAGUAUGUGCUAUGUUCAAUAGAUGUACAAAAUGUUAAGGUUUUUGGUGCGAGUUGCAUUUUUUUUUUUGUAUUGAUGUAUGCAUAGACUGAGCUUUAUCCCUUAUGUGGAAGAACUGGACAAUCUCUUAAAGCACUGUUGCUAUGAAAGAAAUCUAGAAAUAUGGUAUGGUUUGUGGACAGGGUUAGACUAAUGUCUUUGCUCUGGUGGAAUAGAAAGAAAGGUGUGAAUAUAAUCUCGUGCAAGAGAAGGACAGUUUUGCAUCUAUGUAGCUGCGUCUCUUGUUGCUGACUUGCAGAUGCCGGGAAAGCGUAUUGCUCAUUAUUUGUAUAUAUGUGGUUGUGCGACUAACAAAUAUAUGAUAAUAAUUCAGCCUUUAUUUCUGGACUGUUGUUGAAUUGCCAUGUACUGUAUGUCCUGACAGUACUUUUUUCUAUAUAGACAUAUAUCAUUACUCCACAGAAGAGUUCACUAAAUUACAAGCAGAUACAAGAUUUCUUUCAUCGUUUACACAGGAUUAUGAACAGGCCGUACAUUACACUUUCCAUCGUCUUAGUUUUUUCUCUUUUCCUUUUAAACACUGAAGAAAUAUGGACUUUUAUUUCCGUGUGCUCAACUGCUUUUGGGUCAUACCUAUAGAACUAUGAAAUCUAUGAAAUCCUCUAUUAGAUUGCAACAUUUAAUAGGAAGAAAAAAGAAAAUAUUUUUAAUUACGGGAUAUUUUAUCCAGAGAAUUAUUUUGUUAAUAAAUGUAGAAAAGAAUGACGAUAAAGCUUUAUUUAACUAAAAAAUACUAAUGAUUGAACAUAUUUCAUAUCAGGGGUGUAUUAGCCAAUGGAAAACAAGGAUGUUACAUAGAUACUGUACUUAUGAAUCUUUCUAAUUAGCUGUAAACUUUGCAUUAUUUACAUAUAUGCUGUAUGAUAUACAAUUCUAGUCAACUCUCUUUGGUGCUCUGACGUAAUCCUAUAGGCCAUAUUCUCUCACUGUUGCCAUUGGUAUCACUUGCCAUUUGCCAUCUCAUUACGGUUGCUUUGUUUUGCUCCCACUUUGAGCCUGACUUCAACACUAGUGACAUCCUGAAACUUCAGAUAUUGUAGCAAUGCACCUGUAUUUGUCCACUGUCUGUCCACAGUAGCUCUGGUUUAGGAUCUUAUAGUCCUAAACUGCCAAUCUGGAUGCUGUUUAGGCCUUACGUGGACAUUUCCUUUGCGAAAGGGAAGUUAAAUGCAAGGCCCCAUUUGCUUAUCAUUGAUCAUUUUACAUUGAACUGUCGACUCCUCAGCCUAGGACUGUUGUACUGUUCCAACAUGAUCCAUUCACCACGUACUCGACUAAAGAGUUCCUGUUGUUUUCUUUCCCUCUGAAGUGUUGACUGUUUUUGUGCGUUUUCCUUUGCUAAAACAACCACAUGUAUCACUUAUCACGCUGCACGAAUGGGGAAGCACAUUAUGCUUUUGCCAAAGGGUUUCUGACAUGUACAGGUGUGAAAGUACAAUAAAAGAAGCAAGCGAAGCGAGAAGUCGGACGAAUAAGUGCGGGUUAUAGUGCAAAAGUCUCUGUACUCAAAGCGUGUCACUCAGCCUACAAGCUUCACUCCAAGAGUUGCAUCUGGUUUGUAUUUUUGUAUAAAUGUGUACAUACGAUCUUUUUAUCGAACCAAACGGAAGAAAACAAAAACAAAAACAAACUGUUGCAAAGUCGUUUCUUUUUGUAAAAUGUUUUCAAAGUUUACAUUAAUUCCAAGCCUUUGUAUAUUUUUGAGCUGUGCAACACUCUCGGUCCUUGUAUUUAUUUUUUAGUAAACAUUGUGACAAUUCCAUUGUAAAUUUGAACCAUUUCUUGCCAGCUCAACUGGCUUGCUUAGUAACUGUGCAUAGAGAAGGCCAAUAAAUGUGACUGCGUUGAAAAAUAA
Messenger RNA from Pygocentrus nattereri (red-bellied piranha), 8406 nucleotides. It is a transcript of the gene nhsb, whose product is annotated as Nance-Horan syndrome b (congenital cataracts and dental anomalies). The coding region runs from base 193 to 4953 and encodes 1586 amino acids. Gene Ontology annotation, biological process: cell differentiation; lens development in camera-type eye. The record is from RefSeq and is a predicted model, not a curated record. The transcript has 11 exons. Lineage: Eukaryota; Metazoa; Chordata; Actinopteri; Characiformes; Serrasalmidae.